AGGGAAACCAAAAAUCAAUAGUUCCACCUAGUUAUACGGUGUACCCGCUCGGGUUUUUUUUGUUCAAUACCUACCUAGGCGCUAAAUAUUUUUUUACUCCUUUUGUUUAUCAUGUAGGCAACUGCCAACCACAAUCUACCACGUUUUUUCAAGUCCCUAUAUCAGCGGGUUGUUAUCAUCGAGUAUUUACAGUAUUAUUUACAUUUACACUAUAGUAAACUUCCUUCUCCACUCCACCUAUAGUGAAUAGUCAAUACUUAGCUUAGUAGUUGGUUAAUUUUAUUUAAUCAUCUUAAAUUGUGCGUAAGCGCAUCACAUCACGCUAAAUAUCAUUCGUUACUUUUCGUUAUUUUAUUGGCAACCGUUGAAACGCCUUUUUUAUUAUAACAAUAUAGGUAGGUUAUUAUUAGUUGCUUUUUUUUUUAUAAAACCAGGUAUACGAUUAUAAUCAUAUCGCAAGUAUUUAUGUAAUAAAAUUAAUAAUUUUUUAACAUUUUUAAAUAAUAUUUUACAACUGCGAAAAGUAUAUCGUUUUUUUAUGCAGGCCACAAGAAACUGACUAAGUGUUUGAAACAUUGAAACAACAGCAUUUGCAUCGCCUCAUAUCAUAAACCAUUGGCUAGGGAUAAGAAUGGCGAUCACGGAAGAAAACGUGCUUAACCAAAAUUUUCAAGAAUUAACAGUCGAUGGCGUCGACGAAAAAGAUGUACUAGAUACAAACUGGCAGUUUGAAGGGAAAAAUGUCGCUGUAUACGCUGUCAGAGGUAGACGAUUACAAAUGGAAGAUAGAUAUGUGAUUAAAACCAAUAUUAUGGGUACAGGAAUAUCAUUGUUUGGUAUUUUUGAUGGACAUGCUGGUAAUGUGAGUAAUAUUUUUAUUUUAAAAUUAUCUUAGAAAUAUACUAAAAAUCAUGUUAACAUAUUGCUUAUUAAUGUACUAUACAUUUUUUACAGUUAGUAAUAAUAGAUUUGUCUAGGUACUUACAUACUAUGUAUUAAAUUAAGUUUGAAAUUGCUUUUAGGGCUGGAUACACAUAUUACUUACUUAAUAUUUGAAUUCAUUUUUAAAUAAUAAUAAUUUUCAACUCUUAAUAAAAUUUUAAAAUACUAUUAAAUAACACUAAUACCUGCCAGUAAUUUUUCUUUUUCUCCAUUAUCUUCAUCUAAAUUAUUUGGGGGUCAACUUCCCUCAUACUAAACUUCCACUUGACUAGAUCUACCACCUCUUUUUUUUGGUCUUCCUUCACUUCUUUUCAUCUUAAGUUGAUUUUUGUUAAAAUUCUUACUGCUUCAGAUUCCUCUAUACAUAAUAUGCCCAUAUCAUCUCAGUCCAUUUUAUCUUAUUUUGUCUACUAUCAAAGCCACGUCUAAUGUGACUAAAAAUAACACUUCUUAUGUACUCAUUCCUUAUCCUAUCUACUUUCGUCACAAGACUCAUUCUUUGACCUAUUUUCCUAUUUACUAUCUUACACUAUGAACCAUACAACAUUAUUUUCUUUAAAUUUUAGUAUUAAGAUAAUGUUUAAUUGAAAUUAUUGGAUAAGAUAUAACCUAAUCUAAUUUGCCAAAAUUCCAUCUAAAUUUAAUGUGCAAUGAACUUAAUAAUUUUCAGUUUGCCGCGGAAUAUGCAACUACACAUUUGAUGGAAAAUCUAAUGAAUAAAAUAAUUAAAGUUAAAUCAUUGCUCAAUGAAAAAAUCCGUAAAAAAAAAGAAUCCGAAAAACUAACUUCAAAUACCCUUGAUAAUGUAACAUCUCACAUGAAACCAGAAAUAAAAUUGUAUAGUGCAGUUUUAGAUGACAGCACAAUUGACUACAAUAAGAAUAAAAAAAAAAGAAACCGCAGAAAAAAGAAUAAACAAGGCUCACUAGGUACUAAUAAUCCAAAAAAAAAUGCUAAAAAUGUUAUUAUUAAUCCCUCGUCAUAUUUACUGAGGGAAGGUAAAAUACAUUUUUCAAAGCUAUUAAUUGAUGAAGUCCUAGCUGCUGAUAAACUAUUAAUUGAGGCAGCUAAAACAACUUCUGAUAUUGCAGGUACCUAAUUUAUUAAUCAAAAUUGUUUAUAUAAUUAAAUUGUAAAAAUAUAAAUAAAACUAAAUAGCACAAAUUAAUUUUUAUUAAGUUUUGACUUAUAAUUAUCCCGUAUUUAAGAAAUAUUCAAUUACAAUUGGAUUUUAUAAAAAACAGUCAAAAUAAAAUUACUCUUUAUUUAUAUUGACAUCUUUAUUUGAGGUUUUGUUUAUUAUUUUAAAUUCCAUUCUGAAAAUUAAUUUAAGAGUUAUAAUCAGUCAACCUUGAUUAAUAUGAUGUCAAAGUUGUUUUACAACAAUUGAAUUACCAUUAAAAUAAGAUAACAAUUUAAACAUUUUACAUAUUUGCAAAAAAUAAAAAAAAUUAACCUCUUUAUAGUAUCUUUAAAUUAUCAAUAUGCAACUUUUUUUACUUUUGUUUAUGGCUUAUUAUGAUGUGUAAAAUUUAAAAUUAAUAUUGUUAACUAAUCAAUUGUUUUAUGUUUAAAUAAAUAUUCAAGGCAGCACAGCACUUAUUGUUUUAAUAGAUGGCAAUACAUUAUUUGUUGCAAAUGUUGGAGAUUCAAGAGGUGUUAUGUGCGAUAAGAAAGGAAUCGCUAUACCAAUAUCAUUUGAUCAUAAACCGGAGCAAGUAAAUAUUUUUGUGUACAAUAAAUUUGUUUAAUUUUAUAAUUCAUAUUCAAUUACUAGUCUGGUUUAGUCUGGUCUGAGAUGAAAAAUUAUUUAUCUAAUCAAUAUAAUUUGGUUUAUGUAAAUAUUAUAAUAUUAUAUUAUGUUGAUUCUACAGUAAAUCAGGAAGAAAAAAAUGUUCACAAUUUUACAUUUUAGAUUCAGAGUGAUGUGAAAAAUGUAUUGGUUUUACAAAGUGGUUUUUUUUUUUUUUUAUGUGAACACUACACUUUUUCUGUAGAUAACUUUUUUUACCAGCAAUUUUGUUCCAAUUUUAAAUAACAGCACUUUUUCUGAAAGGAUAUCUGAUUAGGAAGGUACUUUAAGGGAGUCAUUUUUCAAUUUUUCCAAGAGUAGUUUUCUUAAAAAAUUGGGAAAACAAACAAAUUGAUACAAUAUUGAACAAAUAUUAUUAAAGAAAAUAUAUAAUGCUUAUUUAAUUAUUUUGCCAUAAUAUGACAUAUAUAUAAAUUGUUGACAAAGCACCACUAUCAACUGAACUCUGCUUAGAAUCCUUUUUUGUUAUCAAUGGUUUGUUUAUAAUUGCUUACAAAUAAAUAUUAAAUUCUCUUCUGUAUUCUACCUUCCCAACUUCCCACCUACAACAGUGGCUGCACCCAUUCCCAUUAUCCUUCGACAGUUUUUUUAGUAUUUAUUUCAAAAUAUAUUUAAAUAUGAUUUCCAAUUUUGUACAAUAUUUUUUGAAUCCUUAAUACCCUAUUUUAACAUUUACUUAUUCAAUUUAAAUUCCUACUCCUUAUACCUGAAGAAUUAAUUAACAGUAGUAUUGGCUUUUCAAUUAAUAACCACCCUUUUAUCACAGAUUCAAAUUUAAACUAUUUUUUCUAAAAAUUAUGGUAUGCAUAACACUAAUAUCAGAUUUACUGUUUUAUAAGUUAUACCAUUUCAAUGUAUUGACUGAAGAAGUAGAGAAGGUUUAUCAAUUUUAUCAUUUAAAAAAAUUAACAUGAAAUUUAUUACCCCUCCCUACCUUUAACAGUAAAUUUCAUUUGUGUUUAAAAUAAUGGAGCGUAUAAUAUUUAUUUCAUUUCUACUCUUAUAAUUACAUAUAUUUUAUUGUUUGAAAUUAUCAUCAUCAAAUUAUCAAAAGUUUUGAUAAUAUAAGGUUUACUAAUACAUAUUUUAUUUUAAUUUUAGAAGGGAGAAAAGAAACGCAUUGAGAAUGCUGGUGGUUUUAUAUCAUUCAAUGGUGUAUGGAGAGUUGCUGGGAUAUUAGCUACAUCCAGAGCACUUGGAGAUUAUCCAUUAAAAGAAAAUCAAUAUGUCAUCGCCAAUCCAGAUGUUUUAACAUUUGAUUUAUCUCAUCAUGAUCCACAAUUUAUAAUACUAGCAUCGGAUGGCCUAUGGGAUAUAUUUACCAAUGAAGAAGCUGUUGAGUGUAUUAAAGAGCAUAUAGAUGACUCAUUUUAUGGAGCUCAAUACAUAACACUAGAAUCAUUUAAUAAAGGAUCUCUUGACAAUAUUACUGUACUGGUAAUAAAAUUCCCACCUACAUGGAGUAAAGUGUCACAAGAAGUCAAUAAUGGAGGAUGUAAAUAAUUAUUUUAUUAAUGUAAAAAGCAUAUCUAUCGAACAUAUAAAAGGUGGGGGGCCACUAGGUGGUUUCUUUUCAAUUAAAUAAACAUAAAUAUAUUUAGUAGAAAUGUAGUCUCUGAUUAUUUAUGAAAGAAAAUUUCGCUCAUAUCGCUCAUUGUUUAAUAUUCACUGAUACCCAAAAUUAAAUUUCUAAUAGUUUCAAUAUUUCCUAUUAAUUUCAUUUGUUUUUCAUGGAGGGAUAGUACUGAAUUUCUGUUAGUUUCAAUUAGUAGUGUUAUGAGUGCCAAAUAACCUAUUGUUUAAUAAGAAUCCAUUAAAUGGCCCACCUAUUAUAUAUAUUUACAUAUUUUAUGUAUCUAAGCAUUUAUUUUAGUAACCUUUUGAUCAAUCUCUUUUUUUUUCGUUUUGUUAUAUUUGUAAACAUGGUAUUAUUUUUAUAAUUUGAAUUAGUCAUUUAGAACCCUUUAUAUUAUAUUUUUCCAAAUUCAGAGUUGCCAUUUUUUGAAAUUGAAAAUACCCUGAUUUAGGUUUUCUAGAAAGUCAUAUUUUUUCAUAUCAACACGUUGUCCAAAAACUUAUGUGCAAAAUGUUCAAUUGGAUUCAGUAUCCCUGAAUUAAAAAAUAAUAAGCUAUCAUAUGAUAAUAAUAUUUUCUAUAUGCUAUCUUCAUAAAAGAAUGAAAAAUAAAAAAUGAAACCUUUAAUGUAAUUUUGUCAAUAAAUAAAUAGUUUUAGGGUUUUAGAAUUUUUAUAUGUUUUUUUUUUCCCCAAAAUUUAUAUUAUAGCACAUAGAAGGUUUUUUCAAUGACCAUUUGAUAAACUAAGUUAAUUUAAAUAAAGUUAUUUAUUUGUGUUUAGAUUAAUUAUUGCAAAAAAAAAAAGUAAUUAAAAUCUACUUUUGAGCUCUUAAACUAAUAAUACUCAAUUCUCAAUUAAAUAAUUAUUUCAUUUGUCUAAAUAUUAAUUUAAAUUAUGUAAAAAUAUUUUUUAAUUUAAAUUAUUCAGUCACAAUACAAUUUAGUUUUAUAGAUAUUAUAGCUUUGACCAAAGUGACAAACAUAAUAAUUAGAUAUAAUCUAUUUGGUCUACUGUGUGUAUAAAAGUAACUAGAAAAACAAUUGAAUUCCUUUGCUUAAUAAAUAUUUAAUUAUAAUUAUAAUUUAUUACAAGUAUUUUCUUUGACUAGCAAUUAGAAUCUAAAAAAAGAAAUUUGUUAGUUUAAUCGCCUCAAAUAAGAAAAUAGGAAAUCAUUGGAUAUUCUCGGUUCCUAAUUUCUGACUAAACUUACACCUCCCAUGUGAUUUUUUUCAGAUUUUAGAAGUGGUAACCCUAAAAAAUUAAAAUAAUUGAUUUAUGUUAUUUUACAUUUAAUCAUAACUAGUAUAUCAAAAAUGUAAUCAAACAAGUUAUUUAGAUGAGUUAUAAAAUGAUCAUUGAUUAUAUAAUAUAGGUAACAUUACAAAAAACCUAUUAAAUAUAUUUAGAUAUUAUUACCAUAAGAAUAUUAUUAAUUAAAUGUCCUAGUUAUUUAUUUAUUCAUUUAUUUGAUGUGAUUUUUGUUAUUUUUAUAUAAUACAGAUUUACAAAAAAAAAAAAAUUGAAUUAUUACACUAUUUAAAUUUAUUUAAGUGCAGUCAUAUAUUAUGUAAUUAAAUAUAAUAUUUGUUUUUUUUCCAACUAUUUACUACCUAUGUUAUAUCAAAAAACUUCAACUUGACAGGACAGAGUUAAUAAAAAUAUCCUAGCAGUUUGUAAUCUCUACUAUAAUUCCAUAAGAUGUAGAUAAAUUAUUAAAAUGUGUAAUAAUAUACAUAUUCUGUUAAAUUUCCAUUUUCAACUAUUAGAUGAAAUAAUUGAUUACCAGUUACACUUGAAUGUAAAUUAUGAAUCACCUGUAACAAUAUAAUAAUUAUAAACUUCUACAAAUUUGAAAAUAUUGUUUUAUAAUUUAUUUAUUAUAUAGGACUACAUUAUGUAAGUACACUAUGUAAAAUAAUAUUAGUUAUAAUUAUAAAUUUAUCUUGUGCAUCCUAUUUUGUAAACUCUGUAAUUAAUUAGAUUAUAAAUAUCAAUUGUUCUAUUCUUUAUUAUUAUUUUUUUAUUAUUUGAGUAAGCAAACAUGUUAAAUAAAUAAAUAAAAAUACUCAACACACAUAAGAUAUUAUAAAAUUAUUUGCCUUUAUUAAUUAUUAAUAACUAACAAUGUUUAACAUUAGAAUAACAGUAAUAAGUGUAUAAUUAUUAAAAAUAGUAAAAUUGUAUGUUUUUUUUAUGCUAAUUGGACGGAAUGUGAACUUACAGUCACAAUUUAACUAAUCACAUAAUACAAGUUUUGUACUUAAUAAGUAAAAAUGGACUAUAAAAAAAAAUAAAAUUGAACAAAUACAUACAUUAUAAAAAAAAAAAUGUUUCAUUAUUAUUAAUGUAAUAACAGAAUUUAAUUGUCUAUCUUCAGUAUGUUAAUAUUUUAAUUUGUUUACAAUAAAUACUAUUCAAAAUAAAAAUAGAGACUAAUUUAGAUAUUAAAACCCUGAAUUCCAUUUAUUAAAAAAAAUAAAGUAAUGGCUUUUAAUUAAAUAAAUAAGUAUAAUAAAAAUAAAUUUGUGCAACAAAAAAGGGAAUGCUUAAUACUAAAUAUUGUUCAAAGGUGGGUACCUAAUACAUUUUAUAUUAAUACUAUAGUAAAAUACUAAAUUUUUUUUCCAAAAAAAUAACUAUAAACCAAAGAAGUACAAUGCACAUAGGGAUAUUUAAAUAGUAUGUUUACACAUAGGAAUAAUCAAUAUUACUUUAUAAUACAAAACAAGUAUAUAUUAUUAUAUAAAAAUAAAUUUCUAUUAACAUAUAAAAAAAAGUGGUAAGUACUGCAAAAUUUAAUUAUAAUUAUUAUAUAAUGUAUAAAAGUCACCAAUUUAUUUACAAAGUCUGUAAGGUAUAGUAACUUUUAGUACAGAACAUAUUUAUUUUAUGUUAUUCUGUGUUCAAAGUACCAAAUACACAGAAUCUAUUAAAAAGGUAUACAUUUAAAAUGUUUACAUGCACCUUUAUGUGAAGUUUCUAAGCAUAUUUUUUUAUUCACCACAACUUGUAUAUCUGGUACAUAGUUCACCAAAAUUAAAAUAAAAACCAAAAACAUAGAUAAGAAUGUUUAAAUAUAAAACAUUAUUUUAAUUUUAAGAAAUAUAAAGAAAUUUUUUUGUAAAAAAAUAUAUGUAUAUAUUUUUGAUAUUUAGAACAUAAAAUGUUUAAUAUUGCAAUCUAAAUUUAUAUAAAUCAACUGUUGGCAAAAAGCCAUAAAAAAUCACAGAAGACAUUUAAUUAUUUAGUUAACUGAAUUAUUGAAUUUUUCUCUUAGUAAACUAGUUUAUUAUAAAAUUUUUAUAAAUAAACAAUGUUUAAAUUUUAAUGUUAAAUACCACCUUCUUAAAAAAUAUGUAUAUUAUUUUAUAAACAUUUUUAAUAUAAAAUAUAUACAGAGUGAUUUUUUAAGCACGCUCAACCAAGUUUUAGUUGAAUUAUACAUACACAUAUUUUGAUUUUUGGAAUUGUUAAAUGUAGUUAAAGAUAAAAUUUCAUAACACAAACUUAAGUUUUUCAAAUGAGAACCUACAUGUUUUAAUGUAAAUUAAGAAUCUGAUGAUUUUAAUGAAAUGUUGAUGUAUUGUAAUCAAAAUUUUAAGGAAACAGUAUCUGAGUUAUUUUAUUUUAACUACUAAGGAUCAUAGUCAAUUAAACACAUUUUAGGUCUUUAGGUCUUUUACAUCAGAUAAAAGUUUGGUAAUUAUAAUUAUGUAUGCAAAAUGAUUAUGAAUAAUAAGCAAUUAAUAAUAAUUUAAAAAAAAUAAAAGGGUUAAUAAUAUCUUUUGUGGACUUAGUAUUAAAAGUAAAAUAACUCAGAAACUAAUAAAUAUUGUGAAAAAUCUAAAUAUUCACAAAUAUUAUCAAACAAAACUUAAACAUUUCAAAUAUCAAAAUUCGAAUAGGUUAAUGCGCAAUUUAAUUGGAAAAAUGGAGUAAUCAUACUUAGAAAAUCACCCUGUAUAUAGUUGAUUUCUUAAAUCAGUACCCCAUAAUAUAUAUUUAAUUGUAAUUUUAUGUUUAAAAUAAAAUUAAUAUACUGACAAGGCACUUUGGACGGAAAAUACUAAAAUCAAACUUAAUAACAAAAUAACAAAAUUUUGAAGUGAAAAAAUAAUAGAUAAAAUAUUGGACUUAUCAUUAAUUAAAUAAACAAUAAAACUCACCAUUGUAACAAUAAAAAUACUAUUGUUAUAGUUAAAUUUGAGUUUAAUACCUUAAUCUUAUUAUAAAUAAUAAUACAAAUGAUUGUAAACAGUUGAAAUUAUAAUUCACAACAUUUCUAACUUAUAAUUAAUAAUUUAAAGGAUAUAUUUUAGAGUUUUAGAUAUUUACUUAUCUAAAAUGUUUAAAAUCCUAAAGGUUGUUUAGUAAUUAUUUAUAAUGUUAUUAAAU
This is a messenger RNA of Cinara cedri, 8726 nucleotides long. The record is from the annotation of a GenBank genome assembly. Lineage: Eukaryota; Metazoa; Arthropoda; Insecta; Hemiptera; Aphididae.